Messenger RNA from Peromyscus californicus insignis, 3137 nucleotides. It is a transcript of the gene Ppp1r3f, whose product is annotated as protein phosphatase 1 regulatory subunit 3F. The transcript is spliced from 4 exons. Bases 54 to 2477 code for a protein of 807 amino acids. Gene Ontology annotation, cellular component: protein phosphatase type 1 complex. Gene Ontology annotation, molecular function: protein phosphatase 1 binding; glycogen binding. Gene Ontology annotation, biological process: regulation of glycogen biosynthetic process. The record is from RefSeq and is a predicted model, not a curated record. Lineage: Eukaryota; Metazoa; Chordata; Mammalia; Rodentia; Cricetidae.
CCCCCGCCGGUCCCACCGCCGGUGCCGUCGGUGCCGCCGCCGCCGCCGCCGAUAUGGCGCGCACGGCCCCUGUGGAGCCACCGCUGCGGCAUCCCGCGCCCCCGUCGCCGGCUGCGGGAGAGCCCCGCGCCUCGGUUGAGGCAGCGGUGGCCCCGCGGAGAGUGCUGUUCGCUGACGAGGCCCUGGGGCUGCCUCUGGCGCAGCUACGCCGCUACCGGCCGUGGGGCGGGCCCGGGGCGGGCAAGAUGGCGGCGGCGACCGGGCAAGAUGGCGGCAGCGGCGGGGCUGAUGAGGACGAUGAUGGCGAGGAUGGGGAUGAAGGGGAGGAGGAGGAAGAGGAGGCUUGCCCUGAUCCCUCGCCGCUGUGUCCCGUUCCCGCUGGCGGGGGGUUUUACUUGGUGCCCACAUUUUCGUUGCCGCCCGCGCUGGGCCGUCUGGAGCGGUUGGGGCGCGUGAUGGUGGAGCUGGAGGCGCUGCUGCCGCCUCCUGGAGCGGUCCCCGGGGGUUCCGGGGUGUGGGUGCCUGGGGGGCGCCCGCCGGUGGUGCGCGGGUUGGUGCGCGUGCUGAACCGCUCCUUCGAGAAGGCGGUGCACGUGCGGGCCUCACACGACGGCUGGGCUUCCUUCUGCGACCACCCAGCGCGCUAUGUCCCACGCAGCCCCCCGGGGGCAGGAGUGGGAGGAACAGGAGCAGGAGAUCCCCUCCUGGAUCCGGGUCUAGGCCUGGGCCCUGGCCAGAUGUCUGCCUCCUCACCCGACGACGGUGGCCGCACUGACCGUUUUGCCUUCCAGCUGCCCUUUGCUGAGGGUGCGGGAGAUGGGGCGCGCCUCGACUUCGUGGUGCGCUAUGAGACCCCCGAGGGCACUUUCUGGGCCAACAACCAUGGCCGCAACUACACUGUCCUGCUCCGGAUCGCACCCGCUCCCACACCCACUGAUGCCGAAGGGCUGCCCCAGCAGCAGCAGCUGCAGCAGCUGGAGCCACAGCCUGAGUGCCAGGGUCCUGUGGAGGCUGAGGCCAGGCAGCUGAAGAGCUGCAUGAAGCCGGUGAGGCGCAGGCCUCUUGAGGAAGAGCAGAGAAUGAAGAACAUGGAUGAUAAUACCCUUGUGGAACAUCCUGAUGUUCGAGAGUCGCUGGGUCCCCUGGUUGCCCCCACCCCUCUCCGUCCCUGGCCCCAGAUGACACUUCAGGUCUCUGAAGUUACAGCGAACAACCCUCAAGAAGAAGGUGACGUCCCCAGAAGCAAUCCACCUGUGGCUUUUACAGAGGUCCUCCAGAUACCAGCCAUCAGGAUCCCUCCAUCUACCUAUGGCCUGGGUGGCCCCCCCAGGGACCAGGCCUCAGGGCCCGAUGCAAGUGAUAGAGCCACUGGACCCUUCCUGGAACCCAGUCAGCAACAGGUGGAGGCCGCGUGGGAAAGUGGAGGGGGUCGAAAGGCCCCCAUGGUGGGGGCUAUGGCAGAGGAGCCCCCUCGGGGUCUGGAGAUUGUGAGCGGGUUGGAGGAGUUGCUUGGUGAAGACACCAUUGACCAGGAGUUGGAGCAGCUCUACCUGUCCCACCUCAGCCGCUUGCGGGCUGCUGUGGCAGCAGGGGGCGGCGGGGAGGGCUCUACAGAUGGGGGAACCUCCCCCAGCCAUCCCCUGGGCAUGCUCACCGACCGGGACCUGAUCUUGAAGUGGCCUGGCCCUGAGAGAGCCCUGAACAGUGCCCUAGCCGAGGAGAUCACGCUGCACUAUGCACGCCUGGGGUGUGGCGUGGAGCUCAUCAAGGACACUGAAGACCCUGAUGAUGAGGGGGAGGGCGACGAGGGGCUCUCCAUCACUCCCUCUAGCCCUGAAGGAGACAGUCCUAAGGAAUCACCUCCAGAAAUCCUCUCUGGGGCACGCUCUGUCGUAGCGAUGGGAGAUGUGUGGCUCCCAUGGGCUGAGGGCUCUGGAUGUGACAGCCCUGUGGUUCUGGGAACACAGGGACAGUUUACUGAGAAUCCAGAGAAAGAGAUGGGCAAGGACAUCGACUCUUUGCACAUGAAUAGGCCCAUAGUUGGGAUGACCGGGUCCCCAGGGGAGGCUGGGACAGAAGCCCAGAUGGAGGUUCCUACUGAGUGGGCAGGCAGCUUGAUAUCUGUCUCUGAUACGGAACCGGAACCGGAACCAGAGCCGGCUGCACCAGCUCUGCCAGAGCAGAGUCCCGCUCUCCUUCGUCCCCCGGGCACUGAAGUCUGUCUGUCUAGUGUAGCCAACUCUCACGUGGUCUCCCAGGAUGAAGAGGGUGGAAGCCUAAAUCUUGAGUCCCCAGAGAGGUCGCCCAUGCCAGCAGCCCCUGCACAAUGUAUGUGUGGAUUGGCUCCUCAGCUUCGGGGGCCCUUGACCCAAACUCUGGGUGUCCUGGCCGGGCUAGUUGUGGUCCCUGUGGCUUUGAACAGUGGUAUGUCCCUUCUGGUGCUUGUGCUGUGCCUCUCUCUGGCCUGGUUCUCGUAGGGACUGCCCGUAGGAUCAAUGACAGCAGAUCUCCUCUUUGGGGUCUGGAGAUUGGCAGUCCCUCUGUCACCCCAAAGAGUUGAGAUGAGAUCUGUGGCCUGUGUCGUGAGGGACUUUGGUCCUUUGAUUUUGAGAGUGCUCGACUGGAGAGAGGCCUUCCCGUCUCGGAGCUCUCUCGUCAGCACCAGGCUUCCCGCAGUAGUACUUGUGGAGUGGAAAAGAAUGGUGGACCGUGUGAGAAAUUUUAGAAUGGAACCAGGCAUGCCCCCCCACCCACCCCAAGCCUGUAUUUAUUUUUGUAUAAUUCUCUGGAUGAGGGAGAGUGGUCAUGAGCUGGUCUUGGGGCACAAUUACCCAGAGAUAUAUUUAUUAACAGCCAAUCUGUGCAACCUGCUGGAGCUUUAUUUUUAAUUUAAUUUAUAUAGAGUACCUAUUAUUAUAUGCCACAAUAGAGCUCUAUGAGAAAUGAUGUGUCUUGCUGUGCUGGUCUCCUGUUUGGGCCUAAGUGUGUAGGGUGGCCACAUUCUGGGGAAUGACCAUGAUCCAUGGUGGGCAUGGAGAUGGCCAUGGCCAUGCCUACUUCUGCCUCCUCAAUGUGUUCUGGAGGAUCUGUAUCCCUUUGCCUUGUGGUCCUAAUAUAUGUGGUCCUUUGGUCGUGCA